Messenger RNA from Centruroides sculpturatus (bark scorpion), 1925 nucleotides. Its product is annotated as nose resistant to fluoxetine protein 6-like. The record is from RefSeq and is a predicted model, not a curated record. The transcript has 11 exons. The coding region runs from base 170 to 1288 and encodes 372 amino acids. NCBI's taxonomy places the organism in Eukaryota, Metazoa, Arthropoda, Arachnida, Scorpiones, Buthidae.
UCUUGCCUGUGUUUUCGUUUUGGUAAUUCCUUUUGCUGAUUUCGCGAUUGUUGAAAAUUCCUCGAAGUCGAAUAAAGGUGUAGUUUCUGAUGACGUAGAAAUAGCUGGUCGUAUUUUAAACGAUUUUUACGAUAUAUUUAAUUAUGUCACGAGUAAUGUCGCUCGAUUGAUGCAUCCCCUCAUGUUGAAAAUUACUGAAGAAGUAAACGUCACUCGCGCCUGUAUCGAAGGUGGGAUGCGUUUAUUAAAUGAUUUAAAGCAAAAUAAAGGCUGGACUCUACAAUUGAUUGAUUCUUUUGGGAAACCAUUUGGAAUAAUUAGAGGAAAAUUGUGGUUACACGGAGAUUACGAUCAAUGCUUAAAUAUUGAAGUUAUAGACGAUACGACCAGAAAAAAUGAUAAAAAAUCAAAUACUAUGCACGGAAAAUUUUGUGCCUUAACUAUUGGAUUUAAUUCAUAUGAAUUCAAUGAUGUGCCAGUAGAUAACAAUACUAAAAAUAUGCUUAGAAUGAUGAAAGAUAUUGUCAAACCGUUUCCAUUGAGUAAAAUAUUUGAAAUGGCCAAUUACUCCAAAGUAAUAUUUCGUGUGGAUAUUUGUGUACCGAGCACGUGUAGUCGAGAAGAUGUAGAAAAUAUUUUUCAAUGGGCAAUGAAAGAUUCUUACAGAGCAGAGGUGAAAUUCUGCAAAGCGAAAGACGAUAAGAUUCGCCUCUCUACAAUUCAAAUAAUUUGCAUAACUGCAAUCAGCAUCUUUAUCGCGUGGGUUUUUAUUGGAACAUUUCUGGAGACUCUCAUUAUACUGAAUAUAGUUAAUGUUCCUUGCGAUAAAGGAAAAAUUCUACAGAGCUUCGUUUCAGUAUCCUUAAUUUCAUCGAAUCGAAAAGUUUUCUCUACCGACUUCAAUAACGAGACAAGAUUUAUUUGUGGAAUUAAAUUCUUCCUUACGUGUAUCGUAGUUUUUGGGCAUUUGUUCGUAUAUUCGGCAAUUGUAUAUACAAUAGCAGAAAGAAUAAUAAACUUUGUAAAUAUAACUGAUGAUGUUACUAUAGAAAUUGUAUCCCAAGGACAAUAUAUUCUGCAAAUAUUCUUUUUUUUGAGCGCAUUUUUAACAUUCUAUCUACGUAGAAACGAUGAAGAAAACUCUAUAUCAUAUUACUUUAUUUUUUAUCAAGCGAUACACAAGAUUGACUAUUCCUUUGCUUUUCAUAUUGGCUUUCUUCAUAAUUUUGCCAAUUUGUGGCGAAGGACCACACUGGGAUCUCGUAUACGAAGAAGCACAAAGAGUUGAACAACACUGGUGGAGAUACAUUCUUCAUGUUAUAAAUUUAGGCAACAUUAAAUCAACUUUUACCUUAUACACUUGGUUUUUUAACGUAUUGAUGCAAUUAACUGUAAUCACAGUUCCUUUGUUAUACAUUCAUGUCAGAUGGCCAACAUUUGGAACAAUAUUACUAUGUAUAUUGAUUGUGGCAGGAAUCGUCUCACACGUUUGUUAUUCACUACAUAAGAAAUACGUCACGAUCUUGAAUUUAGCAAUAGAUCUCGAGUACGUUUUGUAAAUUAAAUAUUUUCAUUAAAUAUAAUCAAAUUGGUGCAGUUAAUGAAAUAAGUGACACUGUGCUGUGUGAAUAAGUAAUAAAAAUUUCUUAAUGUGGAGGCAAAGAAUAUGUCAGACAGGUCGUCUUAUUUAUUGCAUAAUGUCUGGAAUCAUAAAGCUAGUUUAUCUAAAAAAAUUAUUUUAUAUCUAAAUUUUUAAUAUUAAUUAAGUCCAGAUGCAGCGUUAUAAUCUUAUCCGUGUCUUACGGUUAAUUUUUGGUUACGCGCAUAACGACGUUGGUUGUUAUCUUCUAACCAUGCAAAGUGAUAUUAGAGUGAAUCAGGCUAUCUGUAAUAAGAAAACCUUUGCACUCAUAUAGGGGAGAUCC